UGGUGAUGAUGGUGAGUGAAACCAUACACUUGAGCAGCACUCCAUAACCCCUUCUCCCAGUCAGCUCCUCUUCUUCGCUCCCCCGUUGCCAUGACAACCACCCUGGAGACCAUGCUGCUGCCUCCGGACCAAGAACUGAGCCCCGAGCGACUGGAUGCCUGCGGCGACACCAGCGGACGCUACAAGGUGGUGCCGUCGGUAGUGUGCUCCAUGUGCUGCCUCUUUGGUAUCAUCUACUGCUUCUUUGGCUAUCGCUGCUUCAAGGCGGUGAUGUUCCUGACCGGCCUGAUGUUCGGCUCUGUCGUUAUCUUCGUGCUCUGCUACAAGGAGCGCGUCCUGGACACCCAGCUGAGCGCGGAGGCCUCGGUCGGCGUUGGGCUGGGCAUCGGGACGCUCUGCGGCCUGGUCACCAUGCUGGUCCGCAGCGUGGGCCUCUUCAUGGUGGGCCUGCUGCUGGGCCUGCUGGUGGGUGUGGCUACCCUGGUGGGCAUGGCGGAGCUAUCCGAGGACCCGUCGCGCUCCGUCUGGGUGCCCCUAGGCGUGCUGCUGGGCCUGGGCAUGCUGUUUGCUGUACUGACCCUGCAGUGGCAGCGCCUCUUCACCACACUCUCCACGGCUGCGUUCGGUGCUGCCAUCAUCACCGUGGCCUUGGACUACUUUGUGGAACUCUUUGCCCUGGUGCUCUACAUUUAUGAGCGGAUUAAGGUUGAACCAGGAAAACCCGUGUGCUGGAUGACCUGGGUGGUGCUCGGAGUGUGGCCCUCCCUUACCCUGCUGGGAGUCUUAGUUCAAUGGAAAGUGACAGCAGAGGGAUACUCCCACACCAAAGUCAUCAUCAGCCGGCAGCAAAGGAGGAUGCAGGUGAUGCGGAUCCGUCAGCGGGACGACCGCUACCGCAACAAGAAAAAGAAAAAGCAGCAACAUGGCUCCUCCCACCACAGUCAGGCCAAGCAGCUCCACGCCGAGCCCGCCUACCGCCGCAAGCCCAACCCCAUCCGCCGCUACGACACAGACGUCCUGUCGCCGAGUUACAUCCAGAGUUUCCGGGACCGGCAGGUGCAAGAGCAACCCUUUUCAGGACGCCUGGUCGGAGGCUCCCAUGCUGUGGUGGAGAUGGGAUAUGACUGUGGCUCCACUACACCCCUGACUGGUGCAGCUGGACUUCCUCUCCGGGCCUGACCACCGCUCCGCUUCCCAAAAGCUUAACCAGGGAGAAAGAAUCACUUCCCAACCUUUUAGACGAUCACAACAAAUCACUGCUGGGUUUAAAGAUUCUGGCUUCAGCCCGGGUCCAUUCAUCCACCGAAAUGCAAGGAAACAUUUUGAGCUGACUCAGCUGACUCUGGUUGGUGAUUUUCAGGAGUUUAUCUUUUAAAAAAGUCACUCUUUCAUUGUACACACUGAAAACAAAGAAAAGGAGCCGUCUGCUGGACCAAUCCCCCUGAUUAGUCUGUCUUGUCUUCAGUCAAGCCAGAUCAGGUGCCAGAGUUUCCCUGUGGACCCAGUUCAGGUUCUAACACACAGAUUAAGUCAGAAGAAGAAUCCUGUCCAGGUUUUUUCCUUUAUUUAUUUAUUUUUUCCAUCUAUCGCUUCAGGAAUAAGGAAAACUUCUUGUUUCUUGUGCCAUUUGGAAAACACAGAGACUUUGAGAUCUUUAUUAUGACUUUGAUGUUUUUAUAAAGGGGAAACCCUUCGUCACCCUUGGUGCUCCGUUUCAAACUGCUUUUAGAAAACUGAGGAGGCUCAGUCCCUAUUCGGACCACACACGUAAGCUACAAUGAGCUGAGCUUAAGGAUGUUUUCACUGGACGGAGAAGCUGUUUACACUGGCACCUCUCGUUAGAUCUCACCUGAAUCAAACACAAGACCCACUUUUCUUAGUCUGUUAGUGAAACACCAGCUGCAGAAAGAUUAAAAAAAUCAACAGAUUUAAAUAAAAUUUAUUCCAGAAAGUUACCCUUUUUUUCUAGGUUAAAGGGGUUUAUCUUCAGGACAAACUGAUGAAGACUUACAGUCAGUAUUUAAUAUAUGGUGCAUCUGCCAGUUUAAGGGAUUGUGUGUGUCUGUGUGUGUGUAGGACAGUGAGGAGACGGAGCAGAGCAGCAGGAGGAAAUUAGUUCUGUGUU
Austrofundulus limnaeus is the source of this 2125-nucleotide messenger RNA. It is a transcript of the gene tmem198ab, whose product is annotated as transmembrane protein 198ab. Gene Ontology annotation, biological process: positive regulation of canonical Wnt signaling pathway. Gene Ontology annotation, cellular component: plasma membrane; cytoplasmic vesicle. The record is from RefSeq and is a predicted model, not a curated record. NCBI's taxonomy places the organism in Eukaryota, Metazoa, Chordata, Actinopteri, Cyprinodontiformes, Rivulidae.